Molecule: messenger RNA, 2076 nt
Organism: Diutina rugosa
Lineage: Eukaryota; Fungi; Ascomycota; Pichiomycetes; Serinales; Debaryomycetaceae
Product: phosphatidylinositol-3-phosphatase
Exons: 1
Coding region: 1-2076 (691 amino acids)
Biological process (GO): dephosphorylation
Molecular function (GO): phosphatase activity
Source: RefSeq, a predicted model, not a curated record
AUGGAGGUUGUGACCAAGGUCGAGGAGGUAAUCCUCCACCGGCGUGGCUUCAGCGUGAAUGGCGUUUUGCUACUCAGCCAAUACCACCUCGUGUUCCAGUUUCACCUGACCGGACUCGACGGUCAGCAAGUCCCCCGUGAGAUAUGGAUAGCUUAUCCCGUGAUCGACAGGAUCUCCAAGCUGAGAGGCAGUGCAUGGCUCCUGAACCAGUCGCAGGCUCUGGGAUCCCUGGGUAGUGUCAGCUCACGCAACUCGCUGCCUCCCUUGUUACCUGAGGGAUGGGAUCACUACACUUCCUCCCACAUCCGCGUCCAUUGCAAGGAUUUCACCUACUACCUGUUUGACUUCAAAAACGAUGCCAUCGGUGCCGAGGUGUUUCAAAAAAUGAGUGAAUUGACACUAAAGCCUAAGCGAGCGGGAAUCGAAAAUGUCUACGCAUUCAGCUACAAACCUAAUGUCCUUGAGCAAGACCUAAAACAGAAAGGGUGGCAGCUUUACGACUGUGAAGCGGAAUACAAACGCAUGGGUCUUACCGACCAUUCCUGGAGAGUGUGCACGUUAAACAAGUCCUACCAGCUUUGUUCGCUGUAUCCGCAAAAAUUUGUUGUGCCGCUGCUGAUUUCCGAUAAUGUGGUAAAGCAUGCCAGCAAAUUUCGCAGUAAACAACGGAUACCGGCAGUGGUUUAUCGCCACCGUGCCAAUCCCAAUCAUAAUGUAAUUGCUCGCUGCGCUCAGCCGCUUGUGGGGAUAAACAUUCAAAAUCGCAGCAUACAAGAUGAACAACUUGUGGGUGAUAUAUUCCGCAGUCAAGAGCGUGACAAAAGUCGUCAUAGCCAGCCAGAUGAGCUUGAAGGUCAACAACCUCAAAGAAACUUGAUUGUCGACCUCAGACCCCUCACAAAUGCCAUGGCUCAACACGCGUUGGGUGCAGGGACUGAAAACAUCGACUUCUACCGUGGUAAACGAACUGACGCCCAAUCAGAUAAUGACGAUGGGCCCUGGGCUGGAACCCAUUUGCUGGUGGACAAGAUUUAUGGCAAUAUCGAUAACAUCCACGUCAUCCGUGAUCUGUUAUCACGCCUACAAAACGUGCUCAAUGACAUGGACCGGACCACCGUUGACCCCAUGGUGGUUCAGCAUCAAUUGGUAAAAAGUCAAUGGCUCCAUCGAGUGCUGAUUAUCUUGCUGCUGGUGGAUCGAAUCAUCAAGCUGAUCCACUUAAACAAUACCAACGUCAUUAUUCACUGUCUGGAUGGAUGGGAUCGUACACUGCAGGUAAGUGCUCUUGCCCAAAUGUGCUUAGAUCCCUAUUACAGAACGCUCGAAGGUUUCAUGGUGCUCAUUGAAAAGGAAUGGGUGAGUUUCGGGUUCAAGUUCGCCACCCGUGCUGACCAUGGUGGGUGUAUUGGCGCUCUCAAGUCAACGGCAAAGCCUCCUGUCGACGAUAGCACUGACAGUUUGAAUGAAGACGGUCAGUUUGAAGGAGCCGCUAAAAAGGUGGCCCUGUUCUUUCAGAGGGCUGCCCAACAAGUGAAAAAUGUUGCAAGUGAUGCCGAUGGUGACCACCUGCCGUUUGUGCAAACUUAUUCAGGGCUGAAUGAAAAGCUGCCAGUUUUCCAUCAAUUCCUUGACUGCGUGUUUCAGGUUUAUCGUCAACACUCCGACCAAUUCGAAUUCAAUCUGCGAUUCUUGAAGCGUCUCUUAUACCAUUAUUAUGCAUGUCAGUAUGGGCUGUUUUUGCUGGAUAAUGAGCGCGAACUGUUACCUAUUCGAUCGCAAACUGUAUCAGUUUGGGACUACUUCAUCCUGAGACGGUCAGAGUUCACGAACAAAGAUUACUCACCCAAUGAGGAAAAUUCAGUAGUGUUUUUCAGCUUCACUGAUGUCAGAUGGUGGUGUGAGCUUUACGGAAGAUCAGAAGAAGACAUGAACGGCAUGGCAAAUAAGUUGGAACAGCGAUUUGCUCAACUUAUGAGGGAACCCAAUCUGGAAGCCGCAUCCAUUCAACAAUCCGAUAGUGAAACCAAACAACCGUCACCGGCAUUAAUCAAGGCGACUUCACCGACGAUGUCUUGA